Musa acuminata AAA Group (dessert banana) is the source of this 600-nucleotide messenger RNA. Its product is annotated as non-specific lipid-transfer protein 1-like. Gene Ontology annotation, biological process: lipid transport. The coding region runs from base 64 to 414 and encodes 116 amino acids. Gene Ontology annotation, molecular function: lipid binding. Gene Ontology annotation, cellular component: membrane. NCBI's taxonomy places the organism in Eukaryota, Viridiplantae, Streptophyta, Magnoliopsida, Zingiberales, Musaceae. The transcript is spliced from 2 exons. The record is from RefSeq and is a predicted model, not a curated record.
UGGAUUGGGAGACGUACGUCCCACUCCGUAGCCGUUGCUUUUACUAUCAGCGUGUGAUCUGCCAUGGCGCGCUCCGGUGCUCUCCUGGUUCUUGCGCUGGCCCUCCUCCUCGUCACCGCACCGCAUGUUACCCAAGCCAUCACAUGCGGCCAGGUCACGUCUGACCUGAGCCCAUGCAUCCCCUACGCCACCGGCAAGGGGUCGCUGUCCUCCGGUUGCUGCAACGGGGUGAAGAGCCUCAACAGCGCCGCGAAAACCCCGGCCGACCGCAAGACUGCUUGCAACUGUAUCAAGACCCUCAUUUCCCGGGUCUCCGGUGUCAAUACCGGCGUCGUCUCCGGCAUCCCGGGCAAGUGUGGUGUCAGCAUCCCCUACACCAUCAGCCCCUCCACCGACUGCUCCAAGGUGAACUGAGAUCAUCUUCGGACGUGGUGGUUAACUACUAAGUACUGUGUACAAUAAAGAUGGGAGUGCAGGGAGCGCUGCUCGUCGCCGAUGUAGCUUUGUUCUUAUGCUUCUGAGCCUCCCACCGCUAUGGUGGGGUGGGUUUCACUGCCGUGCUUGCCGUGACGUAUAACGAUAUAUCAUGUUGUUUUGUCA